Messenger RNA from Tripterygium wilfordii, 1827 nucleotides. Its product is annotated as protein JINGUBANG-like. The record is from RefSeq and is a predicted model, not a curated record. The transcript has a single exon. Lineage: Eukaryota; Viridiplantae; Streptophyta; Magnoliopsida; Celastrales; Celastraceae. The coding region runs from base 174 to 1553 and encodes 459 amino acids. Gene Ontology annotation, molecular function: protein binding.
UCUCUUUACCUCAUUUGCUGUCCACAAUCCCCCAUCCCUCUCAACCACCACCUUUUCCCCUUUCUUUUGUUUUAUUAUCUGCUUAAUUUCACAUUUCCAAUACUUUUUUUACGUAGAUUUUUUUGUUUUGUUCUCAUUCUGUAUAUGGGAUUUGAAUAAGAGGAGGAGACACAAUGUUUGUGGACAGCAAUAGCCAAUCGAGAUCCAAAUUCGGAAAGAAUACGGUGCAUUCGGAUCCUAAUCUUACAAUGAACGCCACCGAUGACGAUCAGCUUUCGACCCGUAAUAGCAGUGCUUCUGCUGUUGGGUCUGGGUUCUAUGACCCGAGCCGCAUGAGCUGUGAAGGGUCACCCAUGAUGAUGUCCCCUUGGAACCAAACCUCCUCCUCCCCAUUCAAAUCACAAUGGUCUGAAUUACCCGAAAAUAUCCCACAAAACGCACUCAUCGGGUCGCUUGUUCGCGAAGAAGGUCACAUUUACUCCUUGGCCGCAACUAAGGACCUUCUUUACACCGGAUCCGAUAGCAAGAACAUCCGGGUCUGGAAAAAUUUGAAAGAAUUCUCUGGCUUCAAAUCAAAUAGUGGUUUGGUCAAAGCUAUUGUAAUCUCCGGCGAUAAGAUAUUCACCGGGCACCAAGACGGAAAGAUCAGAGUAUGGAAGAUAUCGCCCAAGAACCAAGCCGUCCACAAACGGGCCGGGACAUUACCCACUUUGAAGGACAUAUUCAAAAGCUCAAUCAAGCCCAGCAAUUAUGUUGAGGUUAGACGACACCGUACUGCUCUAUGGAUCAGGCACUCCGACGCCAUUUCAUGCUUAAGUUUGAGUGAGGACAAAACGCUUCUGUACUCUGCUUCCUGGGACAGAACCGUUAAAGUGUGGAGAAUCUCAGAUUCGAAGUGCCUUGAAUCAAUUAACGCCCAUGACGACGCCGUUAACUCGGUCGUCGCGAGCUUUGAAGGAAUGGUAUUCACCGGCUCCGCCGACGGGACUGUCAAAGUGUGGAGAAAAGAACAGCACGGGAAAGUCACGAAGCACCCACCGAUGCAGACGCUGCUGAAACAAGAAUGUGCGGUCACAGCUUUGGCAGUCAACACCUCCGGUUCGAUCGUGUACUGUGGAUCGUCCGAUGGUCUGGUCAACUUUUGGGAACGUGAGAAGCAGUUAUCACACGGUGGGGUCCUCAAGGGGCACAAGCUGGCAGUGCUUUGUCUUGAGGCUGCAGGGAGUAUGGUGUUCAGCGGAUCAGCGGAUAAGACGAUAUGCGUGUGGAGGAGGGAUGGGACCAUCCACACGUGUCUCUCUGUGCUGACGGGGCACACGGGCCCAGUCAAGUGCCUGGCUGUGGAGGAGGAUCGUGAGGCGUCCUGCAAAGGUGAUCAACGGUGGGUUGUGUACAGUGGUAGCCUCGAUAAGUCUGUGAAGGUUUGGAGCGUGUCGGAGCUAGCACCUGAUUCUAAUCAGAUGGCUAUGAUGCAACAACAGAUGGGGUCGGAUUUGGACUCGGUGCCGUCCGAUGGAAGCGUUUCCUCUGCAGCCCGGAACAGAAGGCUCUGACCAAAACGGCUUGCUUGCUGAGGACACGUGUCUUAUCUGCAAUGGGUAUAAUGCAUUAAGAUUUUGGGGGAUAGAGGUAGUUGGGAUUUGCCCUACCAGCAAGGGGAUAAAAGGAAUUUGCAUGGUUGAUCUGUGUGGCUGGUUUGGGCAAGGAGGGGUGAUUAGCUACUGAGAAAAGUGAAAUUUAAGAGAGAAAAAACAUGUCUUCUUUAUUUUCAUUUGUAUAUUUCAAUGUGGAAUUAUGCAUAUAAUAAUAAUGUCCCAUGGGAGUGGA